AUGAUUGCUCCUGCGCCGGCCCGCUGGCUGCGCGCCUCGACCCUUCGAUCAGCCGUAAUUCGUCCCCACCCUCGACCUCGACCUUGUCUUCAUACACCAUCUACAGCUUCAGCAUGCCUUGGAACCAGGACGGCAGCGACAUAUACCUCUCGUCAUCAGGCCGCUCAAAUCUCAGUCUUGCAAACAGCUAUUGACACAAAUUCGACAAGCUAUGUUGACAACAAAAAGUCAAUGCAAGAGCUGCUCGACAGCUUUACCACUCUGCACCGUAAUGCCGCCCUAGGAGGCCCCGAAAAGGCACGUGAGAAGCAUGUCGCUCGAGGAAAGAUGCUUGUGCGAGAUCGCAUUACCGCCCUGGUUGAUCCAGGCACUUCAUUCCUCGAACUAUCAGCUCUGGCCGGCCAUGAGGUAUAUCCUGGAGAAGAUGUGGCUGCUGGAGGUAUCGUCACAGGCAUUGGUACAGUCGAAGGCACAAUGUGUAUGAUCGUUGCCAAUGACAGCACCGUCAAGGGUGGCACGUACUACCCCAUCACCGUCAAGAAGCAUCUCCGAGCACAAGAGAUUGCCCAACAAAACCGCCUACCCUGCAUCUACCUCGUCGACAGCGGUGGUGCCAACCUCCCUCACCAAGCAGACGUCUUCCCCGAUCGCGACCACUUCGGACGCAUCUUCUACAACCAGGCCCAAAUGUCUUCAAUGGGCAUCCCCCAACUCUCCGUCGUCAUGGGUCCCUGUACUGCCGGAGGAGCAUAUGUUCCUUCUAUGAGUGAUGAAAGCAUCAUCGUCCAAGAACAAGGCCACAUCUUCCUCGCCGGCCCACCCCUAGUCAAAGCAGCCACCGGUGAAGUUGUCAGUGCAGAAGACCUAGGCGGCGGCAAACUUCACAGCGAAACCAGCGGUGUGACAGACUACCUCGCCGUCGACGACGCUCACGCUCUGGUGCUGGCACGCCGCUGCGUUGCAAACCUCAACUACCCUGCCUCCUCUCCCAAUCCUGAAACGUGGAAAGACCCCCUCUACGACCCUAACGAACUCGACGGCAUCAUGGGCACAAAUUUGAAGACUCAAGUCGACGUGCAUGAAGUAAUCGCUCGCAUCGUCGACGGCAGCGAGUUUGCUGAAUUCAAACCUCUAUACGGCAGCACUCUAGUCACAGGCUUCGGACGCAUUCAAGGCCAUCAAGUGGGCUUUGUCGCCAACAAUGGUAUUCUCUUCUCAGAAUCUUCGCUGAAGGGUGCUCAUUUCGUGCAACUCUGCAACAAACGACGUAUCCCUCUGGUAUUUCUGCAGAACAUCUCUGGAUUUAUGGUCGGCAAGGAUGCAGAAAAAGGCGGCAUCGCGAAGAACGGAGCUAAACUCGUGACUGCUGUCGCCUGCGCCGAUGUACCCAAAUUCACAGUCGUGUUUGGUAGCUCAGCUGGUGCAGGAAACUAUGGCAUGUGUGGUCGCGCAUACUCUCCCCGCUUCCUCUGGGCCUGGCCAACAGCAAAAACCAGCGUCAUGGGCGCUGAACAACUAUCUUCAGUCAUGGAAGCCGUGGGCAAGAAAGUAGAUCCAAACUUGCGCGAUCGUAUUGAGCGUGAGAGCGAGUCUACGUUUGCGACUGCCAGGCUUUGGGAUGAUGGCAUUAUUCCUCCAUCGCAUACGAGGAGAGUGUUGGCUUUGGGGUUGCAGGCUGCCAUGUCUGGGAGUGUGGAGGAUAGAAAGACUGAGUGGGGUGUGUUUAGGAUGUAA
Aureobasidium namibiae CBS 147.97 is the source of this 1734-nucleotide messenger RNA. RefSeq names its product non-biotin containing subunit of 3-methylcrotonyl-CoA carboxylase. Bases 1 to 1734 code for a protein of 577 amino acids. Gene Ontology annotation, biological process: L-leucine catabolic process. Gene Ontology annotation, molecular function: methylcrotonoyl-CoA carboxylase activity. Lineage: Eukaryota; Fungi; Ascomycota; Dothideomycetes; Dothideales; Saccotheciaceae. Gene Ontology annotation, cellular component: methylcrotonoyl-CoA carboxylase complex; mitochondrion. The record is from RefSeq and is a predicted model, not a curated record. The transcript has 4 exons.